AUGAAAGGUCAAUCCAAGAAAGAGUUACCUCCAUCACAAAAUGGCAUUGCAAAGAAGUCUUUGAGUGAUAUUCAAAUACCUCACAUUGAUACCCUUGUUAAACAGGUUGCUCUUUCAAGAAAGUCUCCAUAUGUUCAAACUGCCCACAGGGUGAGUUUUAAUUCACAUGUAUUUAUCUUUUGCAGCUCAGGAUUAUCAGGGGGAGCCAUAGGUGGAAUAGCUAUAGCAGUAGUAGCUGGGGUGAUGUUACUUGCAGGUUGCUUAUAUUAUGGAUUUUACAGAAAAAAGAAUUCAGAAAAUAAUCCAACUUUGUUAAAGAAUGCACAAGUUCAACUUAUGCAGUCUCCUCGAGGGUCAGGUGGCACUUCAAUUGGAGGUUCAAAUUCCAGUGGUCAUCCUGUUGGUGCCUCACCUGGGCUUACAGGGAUAACAGUUGAAAAAUCAGUGGAGUUUUCAUAUGAAGAGCUUUCAAAGGCUACAGAUGAAUUUAGUCUUGCUAAUAAGAUUGGUCAGGUGGUUUUGGUGCUGUUUAUUAUUGCAAAACUCAGAGGCGAGGUGCGUUUAAUAGGGUAUUGUGUGGAGGGCUCCUUUUCUUUGGUGUAUGAGUUCAUUGAAAAGAGAAACUUGAGUCAACAUUUACAUGGAACAGCAAGGGACCCACUAUCCUGGUCAACUCGGUUGGAUGCAACUAGCAGGCCGGAUGAAAGUCUUGCAGUUGAAGUGAUUGGAUCCAUUGGUGAGGAGAAUGCAAUUGGGAACAUGUUGUCAUUUUCUCUUCAAAAGGGGCAGUUAAGGGCCAAUGUUUGCUAUCAGCCUUUUCACUUGGCCAGUCUAGAGGUACUUGCUGCUCUUCUCUUCUGUGCACCUAUGUGA
Molecule: messenger RNA, 873 nt
Organism: Lactuca virosa
Lineage: Eukaryota; Viridiplantae; Streptophyta; Magnoliopsida; Asterales; Asteraceae
Source: the annotation of a GenBank genome assembly